Messenger RNA from Glossina fuscipes, 1426 nucleotides. RefSeq names its product chloride intracellular channel exc-4 (gene Clic). The record is from RefSeq and is a predicted model, not a curated record. The transcript has 4 exons. Gene Ontology annotation, biological process: chloride transport. Bases 257 to 1030 code for a protein of 257 amino acids. Lineage: Eukaryota; Metazoa; Arthropoda; Insecta; Diptera; Glossinidae. Gene Ontology annotation, cellular component: cytoplasm; apical plasma membrane. Gene Ontology annotation, molecular function: chloride channel activity.
GUGUUGCAGUCAUACCAGUCAUAUUUAAGUUGGGUUGUUGGAAUCAAUAAUUCGCACGUCGUGAGAUUAGUCUCUUCUUUUUAUUGCGAAAAAAAGGUACAAAAGUUAAUAAUUGUAAGAGUAAGUGAAACAGUAAAAUAUAGACGGCAAUUAUUAACGCAAAUAAAACAUCAUUCGGCUUCUGGUAGUUGAAAAAAAAAAAUCUUUUAAUAAUUUUUUUUACAAAUAUUUACGUCAUCUGAAAGCACUGCAGAACAUGUCGGAAGCAGAACAUGCAGAAACCAAUGGAACAGCAAAUGGCGACGUGCCAGAAAUUGAAUUGAUCAUAAAGGCGUCUACGAUUGAUGGACGCCGCAAAGGUGCCUGCCUUUUCUGCCAGGAAUAUUUUAUGGACUUGUAUCUGCUGGCCGAAUUAAAAACAAUCAGCUUAAAGGUGACCACGGUAGAUAUGCAAAAGCCACCGCCCGAUUUCCGUACCAAUUUCGAAGCUACGCAUCCCCCCAUUUUAAUUGACAACGGUUUGGCUAUACUCGAGAAUGACAAAAUCGAACGGCAUAUCAUGAAAAAUAUCCCCGGUGGAUAUAAUCUGUUUGUACAGGACAAAGAAGUGGCCACGUUGAUUGAGAAUUUAUAUGUGAAGCUCAAGUUGAUGUUGGUAAAGAAAGACGAAGCCAAAAACAAUGCUUUGCUUGCACACUUAAAGAAAAUUAAUGAUCAUCUGGCUAAUCGUAACACACGCUUCCUUACCGGUGAUACCAUGUGUUGCUUCGAUUGUGAGUUGAUGCCGCGCCUACAGCAUAUACGUGUAGCUGGCAAGUAUUUUGUGGAUUUUGAAAUUCCAACUCAUUUAACGGCUUUGUGGCGAUACAUGUAUCACAUGUAUCAAUUGGAUGCUUUCACUCAAUCGUGCCCGGCUGAUCAAGACAUUAUUAAUCAUUACAAAUUGCAACAAAUGCUGAAAAUGAAGAAACAUGAGGAGUUAGAAACGCCAACCUUUACCACAUCCAUUCCGGUCGAUAUUGCCGAUUAAGAAGAGUGAUUUCAAGAAUGACAAGCUGUACUUUUUGUUUUCUUUAUAACCCCACCCACUUUUUUUUAGUAGUGCAAACAAAUAUUAGAAACCUUUAGAAACCUAAUUAAAAAAAUUUUAAAGGGACUUUUCGACAAUUCCGAUUUGGAAAAACAUAAGCAUUUUGCUUUCUUUAUUUUUUACUUUUAUUUUUUUUAUUUUUUUUUUUUAUUUUUUAUAUAAUUACUUUUAUAGUUAAGUAAUAAAUUGUGUAAUAGCCCAUAUGACAAAUUUUACUGUUCCUCUUUUUUUUCCAUAUUAUUGCUAAUCAAAACAUAUCUUAUUGUGGUCAAUAGAAAAUUUCUCUAAUCUUUACAGAUAUUAAAAUACCUUUCGUGAAAAUAUAUACACAAUAAA